Messenger RNA from Clunio marinus, 216 nucleotides. The record is from the annotation of a GenBank genome assembly. NCBI's taxonomy places the organism in Eukaryota, Metazoa, Arthropoda, Insecta, Diptera, Chironomidae.
AUGAGAGAAUUUAACACACAGCAACAACAUCUUAACAUUCAAGUCGAGCCAGGCCGGGCCAGGCAUAACUUUAUCGGCUACUUACAAGCGAAAUUAUUUAUUAAAUCCAACUGUAAAUUUAUGAGAAAAGUAAUUAAGAAGACUCUGGAGAGAAAUUCUCAUCAUAAUUUAUGUCAAUGCAAAGUUUAUGAAAUUCUGAAAUUGUUAAAUUUAUAA